Rhincodon typus (whale shark) is the source of this 5040-nucleotide messenger RNA. Its product is annotated as dedicator of cytokinesis protein 9-like. The coding region runs from base 434 to 2440 and encodes 668 amino acids. Gene Ontology annotation, molecular function: guanyl-nucleotide exchange factor activity. The transcript has 19 exons. Lineage: Eukaryota; Metazoa; Chordata; Chondrichthyes; Orectolobiformes; Rhincodontidae. The record is from RefSeq and is a predicted model, not a curated record. Gene Ontology annotation, biological process: positive regulation of GTPase activity; small GTPase-mediated signal transduction.
UUCUAUAGUAAUAAGCUCUGGUGGUGGUAUGAAGCAGUGGACUCACCAUUUAUUCCUAACACAAAUUACCUUUUUUUUUCCUAUUUUGCACCCUGUAUGCUGACAACUGCUAAACUCCCCAAAAAAAAGUAAAUGUGUAUGGCUCUUCCCCUCUUGCUGGGAACCAAGAGGGGUUAGGAUCCAUCAGUAAUGCACAUGAAAAGAAAGCUCAAACGUUGCCUGUUUCUCGCAGUAGAACAGGAAUGAUGCAUGCCAGAUUGCAGCAACUCAGCAGCUUGGAUAAUUCUUGCACUUUUAACCACAUGUAAGAAAGCUAUCCAGUGUACUUGGAAUUUCUGUAGACAAUGGCUAUGGCCACACCGAUGCCGAUGUCCUGCAUCAAUCACUCGUCGAAGCUAACAUUGCAACAGAAGUGUGUCUCACCGUUCUGGAUAUGAUGGCUUUAUUCACUCAUGUUUUUAAGGGUCAGCUGCUUGCCGAUAAUGGACACAACCCCCUGAUGAAGAAAGUUUUCAAUGUUCUCCUCUGCUUUGUCCAAAUCAAUCAAUCAGAAAUGGCCUUGAAGUACGUUUUUGCAGCUCUGAGGAACCUUGUCUACAAGUUUCCAUCCACAUUCUUCGAAGGCAGAGCUGACAUGUGUGCCACAAUGUGCUACGAGAUUCUGAAGUGCUGCAACUCUAAAUUAAGCACCAUCCGAGGGGAUGCAUCUACCCUCCUUUAUUUCUUAAUGAGGAACAAUUUUGAGUGGACAGGGAGAAAAUCCUUUGUGAGGACACAUCUACAGGUGAUCAUCGCAGUGAGUCAGUUGAUAGCGGAUGUGGUUGGAAUCGGUGGGACCAGAUUUCAGCAGUCUUUGGCCAUUAUUAACAAUUGUGCCAACUGUGACAGAGCUGUGAAGGCAACAGCAUUUCCUUCGGAAGUGAAAGAUUUAAUGAAGCGUAUUCGCACGGUGCUAAUGGCUACGGCUCAAAUGAAAGAGCAUGAGAAUGAUCCGGAAAUGCUCGUGGAUCUUCAGUACAGCCUGGCAAAGUCCUAUGCCAGCACGCCAGAGCUGAGGAAGACCUGGUUGGACAGCAUGGCCAAGAUCCACAUGAAGAAUGGCGAUUUGUCUGAGGCAGCUAUGUGCUAUGUUCAUGUGGCAGCACUCGUGGCUGAAUAUCUCAGGAGGAAAGGUAUAUUUAAACAAGGUUGCACAGCCUUCAAGGUGAUCACACCCAACAUAGAUGAGGAGGCCGCAAUGAUGGAAGAUGUAGGCAUGCAAGAUGUUCACUACAAUGAGGAUGUGCUGAUGGAAUUAUUGGAACAAUGUGCUGAUGGACUGUGGAAGGCUGAACGCUAUGAGCUGAUUUCGAAUGUGUACAAGCUAAUAAUUCCAGUUUAUGAAAAAAGACGUGAAUUUGAGAAACUUGCCCAUCUCUAUGAAACUCUGCAUCAAGCUUACAAGAAAAUUGCUGAAGUUACUCACACAGGCAAAAGACUACUAGGCACCUACUUUCGGGUAGCCUUUUUUGGGCAGGCAGCGGGUUUCUUUGAGGAUGAGGAUGGCAAGGAAUAUAUUUACAAAGAGCCAAAACUGACCCAGCUGUCUGAGAUAUCGCAGCGACUUCUGAAACUUUACUCGGACAAAUUUGGCUCCGAGAAUGUGCGGAUGAUCUACGAUGAUGGGAAGGUCAAUCCGAAAGACUUGGAUUCGAAAUAUGCCUACAUCCAAGUGACAUACGUGACUCCAUACCUUGAGGAGAAGGAGUUGCUGGACAGAAAAACAGAUUUUGAGAAAAGUCACAAUAUUCAGCGGUUUGUAUUUGAGAUGCCAUUCACCAUCUCUGGAAAGAAGCAGGGAGGAGUUGAGCAACAGUGCAAGAGGAGAACAAUUUUGACAACUACUCACUGCUUUCCCUAUGUGAAGAAGCGCAUCCCUGUCAUGUACCAGCAACAUAUGGAUAUGAAUCCCAUUGAGGUGGCAAUCGAUGAAAUGGGUAAUAAAGUGACAGAGCUGCAAAUGUUAUGCUCCUCCUCCGAUGUGGAUAUGAUCAAGUUACAACUGAAACUCCAAGGCAGUGUUAUCGUACAGGUCAAUGCUGGGCCGCUCGCGUAUGCCCGGGCAUUUCUAGAAGAGGCCAAUGUGAAAAAGUAUCCCGACAACAAAGUGAAACAACUGAAGGAAGUGUUCAGGCAAUUUGUUGAGGCUUGUGGGCAAGCCUUGAUUGUAAAUGAGCGUUUGAUCAAGGAAGAUCAGGUUGAGUAUCAAGAGGAAAUGAAGGCAAACUAUAGAGAAAUGGUUCGGGAGCUCUCCAACAUCAUGCAUGAACAGAUUUUGCCAGAGGACGACGGAAUGAAGAUCAAUCUUCUUCCGAACUCAUAUCACAUCUUCAAUGCAAUCAGUGGAACGCCAACUGGGACAACUGUUCAGGGCAUUUCCAAUUCCUCUUCCAUGGUUUAAAGAUUCACAAGUGGAACAUUGUCAUCAGCAUACCAAGUCAUUCCUGCAUGUAUUCACUCAGGACACUUUGGAGCCUCACGGAAUGUGGGAAUAGAUCAGACUAAGUUGUGACAGUCAGGAAAAUGACGUCAGCUAUGUCGUGGAGCCAAAGGAAAUAAUGUUUGCACAUUUUAAGCUCUGCUUCGGGGAAUGCCGUUGACUUUUACCAGGUUCUCCAAGAAGCUUUGCUAGUCGGCAUUUUAUUGUACAGUUUUUAGAACUCAGUGGUGGAAAUGGGUCCAUGGCUUUGCUAUAAGAAUCUAUCUUAAAAAAAUAUAGACUUCGUAUGUUUAAUAUAUUGGAAAAAUGGGAAAAUAAUGUUAGCAUCAAUAUUUUUGCUGUUGGUUUACAUUUAUCUAAUGCCUGUAGAUAAUUAUUAAAGAUGGCAAAUCGAUGGAUUGCGUAAGGAAGGUAUAUUUCAGAUAGGAUAUAUGUCAAGUGCAACAAAGGAGCAAAGUUUGAAAUUAUAGUUUCCAUUUAAUAACGCAAACAACAGUUGAGUAUUGUAGAUUCUAUGCUGGUUUACAUGGGUUUAUAUAAAGGAAUACAGAAUUGAGCUGUUGCAAUACCUUUGUCUUGUAUUUCAUGUGAAAAUACUGUGCAUGUAGCUUUGUCAACUUCCACUGGUGGACUUAGCCCUGGUAGUGACCCUAGUAAUCUGUCACAGUGCAUAAAUGAGCCUGAAUGUAAAAUGCAUUUGUGAUAAUUCAACUGUAUAGUAAUUAUCUGUGCUCGGGCAGUCUGAUCACCAAGUGCGUGUAGCUUGCUGUACACAUUUGGAUUUGUAAUACAGUAUUUUCAUGAUGUGCAAUGUUGAAUAAUGUAAAAAUUUCACCAGCGACCAGCUUUAUAGCCUUGCCUUCAAUAAAAAAAAGUAAAGCAUUGGUAAGGGAAUGCAGGAUUACGGUAAAUUACCUUCUCCUGUAUCACAUGCAGUAUAUUUUACAAAUGUGCUUUAUUUGUAUUCUUGUACAUAAUUGAGUGCAAUAUUCGUCAUAACGUAAUACCCCAGAUGUAUACAGUCUUUAUGUUCUGAUUUAUAGAAUGUUACAUAGCAAUUGUCUUUUUUUUGCCAAAGUUGACAGGAUAUUAUCAGCAGUCAUUUAUAAUUUUUUUUGGAGGGGGGGAGCAUAACUUAAAUCAUUCUCCCAUCAGAUUUGCCUUGAAAAGCUUAAUUAAAUUUUAUAUUUUGGGGGGAAAGUGUGGUUUUUAAUAUUAUUUAAACUGGAACUGUUGUCCUGCUGUAUGUAAAUUUAAAUUUUGUUCUCUUGUACAGCUGUAAUAAGUUCAGCUUAUUUGUUUCUUUGCAAUUUCAUUUUGUAUAUGUGUAACCUCAGGCCUAUCUGAUAAAAGCAGAUUUCAAAGUUUUUCUAACUUCAUGGUUUGCAGUUUGGCUAUUUUGAGCUUUAUUUUUGCAUUCUCUCAUUGCUUCAUUGUUUAGAAUGUCAGAAGAAAUCUGAACUCCACAUUGUGAGAUUAAUGCUCCAAAGGGAAUAUAAUUUUCUCCCUUGGACUGCAUUAAGCAUUUCUAGCAUGGAUCUACGGAUAGGAGGUUGGCAAAAAAAUCAGUGGAAUGAGAGAGAUUUGGGUAUCCUGGCACACAUGCAUAAAAGUUAGUGCAAUAUUCAAUAAUAUUUAAUCAAAUGAUACCAGAACCCUAACUGUAACAGUCAGGAAAGAUUGAACAAGCUGUGGCUUUUUUCUCAGGAAAAGAGAAGACUGAGGGGUGACCCGAUCAAUAUCUUUAAAACUAUGUUAGAGUUUAAUAGGAUAGACAAUAGAGAAGGUGUUUCCGUCGUGGGAAAGACCAAACUCAGGAGCAUUCAGAUUUUAACUAAUAAUUCCAAUAAGGAAUUCGUAGGAAACGUCUGUAAUCAGCAGGUGGUGAGAUUGAAGAACUCACUAUCACUGGGUGCUGUUGUGUGAAUAGUUUUAAUGCAUUUGGGGGGAAACUAGACAAACAUGAGGGAGCAAAGGAUGUGCUGCUAGAGUGAGAUGAAGUCAGGUGGGAAGAGGUUUGUGUGAAGCCCCACAUGGACUAGGUGGACCAAAUGACUUAUUGUUCCUGUAAAUGUGAUCUACCACAGAUUGCAGCAUACAAGAAGACCUCUGACCUUUGAAAAAUGAGUUAGUGUAUACACACAGAGUAUAAAAGUUGAAUCCAUGGUGUCAGUGCAGGAAGACCCAUUCCUGUGUAUUAUUCAUCAUGUGAGGCCCACUCCAUAGGUCUUAACCUCAUGCUUCUUGAAAUCAUAGCCUGCAUAAUCCCAAGCACAGACUUACAAGGUGAGCAUUACCCUAACCAUAUCUUUCUCAGCUGAAUAACUGAGGCCAAAUAUAGCCCUAAGCAUGUUUUUAUUAGCUGAAAGAUGGGGUAACAACUUGUAAGCAACGAAAAAUCUAAAUAUUCAUUUUGGCACUGAAAAGAUAGUACUGAAAAGAUUGUACAUCUGGGAAAUUUAUAUUCCAUAAGCAUCUGUUGACUUGAGAUUAUGAUAGUAUUGUUAAAGAAAAGCAAGUUAAACUUGUUAUAACAAUAAACAACAAACAGUAUAAAAGCA